Molecule: messenger RNA, 3132 nt
Organism: Atta colombica
Lineage: Eukaryota; Metazoa; Arthropoda; Insecta; Hymenoptera; Formicidae
Gene: OtopLa
Exons: 9
Coding region: 317-2818 (833 amino acids)
Biological process (GO): proton transmembrane transport
Cellular component (GO): membrane
Molecular function (GO): proton channel activity
Source: RefSeq, a predicted model, not a curated record
UUCUCGGCGACCACUCUCGAAUUAGCCCUCGUCUCUUGCCUCCGUUCAUCUCGCUCGGCUCGGCGCGCGCGAGUAGAGGAGCCCGGGCCUCGUUGUCUCCCUUGAAACAGGUCCACCCUCUGUUGGCGCCGCCGUUGCCGCAUCCGUCCGUCUAUCUCCUGUCUCCCUCUUUUUCUCUCCGGGGAUCCCAAUCCGCCCUCCGUCCCUUCUCCGCGUCCACGCUUCACACCCUUUUCUGAAGCCGGGGCGCAGUCACCGCGAGAGCCUUCAGCCAACCGCCUCUGGCAGGAGCUUGUGAGACAAGACGAAAUCCACGAUGGUGGGCGGUGGCGACUGUAAGGUCGCUACCGUAGAGGUAGAGGCGGCCUCCGGAGGCGACAACACGGCGACACUUCCGGUCACCAGGCCUCUCAAUCCGCAAAACUCACCGCCGAAUGCACAGGACAACGCUGAGAAGAACAACGCCGCAAACAAAGAAAUGGAGCUGAAGAAUGUGCGGUCUACUCCGGCGAAAAAAACGUCGCUCUUCAUCAUCAUGAGCUUCAUCUAUUCAAAGCUACUCGUAGUUGUAUGCAUUGCUUACGUGAUAAGCGAAGUAGUGACGCACAAACUGCCAUUGUACUAUUACGAGGGAUUCUUCACAUACCUUUAUGGCAUGAGUAUCCUGUUCCUGUUGUACGUCUUCUGCUUCCUCCUUCAAGAGAGCGCUUGUUGCGCGAGAGGAAGCGAUACGCCACCACCGCCUCCAAGACCACCCAAAACUGGCUGGGCCCCUAAGGAACCUAAGGACAAGAACAAGAAGAAGGAUAAGAAAGAAAAGGAUCAGAAGCAGGAUAAAAAGAAAAAAGAAGUGACUACUCAGGAUACAACCGAUGUUGAAGCUGGCGUUGCUACGCGAGUCUUGCGAAAACGAAAGACUUCGCAAAAUGAUCAUAGCCAUGGAAGCUUCUUCCUCAGAAUUGGUGCAAUAGCGUUUGGACUUGGUACUAUGGUAUACAACGGUUUGGAAUUUGGUGCGUUCUUCGAGGUGCCACCUACAUCACCCUGUUAUCAAAUUCUACAAGGUGUUAAUCCGGUGUUGCAAAUGAUCUUCACCUUUAUGCAGAUGUAUUUUAUCUUCAUGAACUCUCGAUUGAAUAUUCAUCGCUUUAAAGUCAUCGCUCGCUUUGGUCUGAUGCACGUGGUCGCAACAAAUCUUUGCGUAUGGAUACGCACGCUGGUUCUGGAGAGUCUCAAGGAGAUCACUCAGUAUCACAAAAAACUAGGCCAGUUUCAGGCGGGAAUUCUCGAGAGCAUUAAACUGCACUCGAUGCGAAACGCAGGGGCCAUAUUGGGAACCGAACCACGCGACAUGGCGCAAUUGCGAGAGGCUCCUCUUAUGAGGUCAACGACCGUCACGCCGACCGUCACCAGUACGGUUGUGACAGUCGGCACUGCUCUGGGUCGCGUAAUGACAACGACAGCUAGAUCAAUCGCGGACGCAUUCACUUCGCCGUCUCCAACAUCCACCUCGACCACUACUUGGACGACCCCGUCGACAACGCCGUCGACCACUACUUUCGCGUUGCCUAAUCUGACGACCACGGCGACAACUUUAUCCACUCUCUUGACCACAUUCACACCAUCGACCACCAGCACCACCACCACUACCACUACGACCGAGAGAAUUACUACUAUCCCGACUACAACAACAAGCACUAGCACUACUACAACUACCACGCCGUCCACUACUACGUUAUGGUCACAGAUGAUAGAACUACUGAACACCGCGCCACAGAGUGACAUAGACAACCAAGUACCGCAGAUCUUUGAUGUAAGUAAUUUGACAAAUAGCAGUGAUUAUUGGAGUCCGAAUUUAGGUAUCUACGCGGAAGCUCUAACGGAGGAUGGCACGGUGUCCAAUUCGUGCGGACGCGUCAAUAUCAUGGGAACCAUCGUCCAGGACGCGGCGCCAUAUCUAUUUCCAUUCAUAAUCGAGUACAGUUUGAUUGGAGCAGCAGUGAUCUACGUCAUGUGGAAGCACAUCGGCCGACAUCCGCGUUGGCCUCAUCUGGCAGAGGCUGAUCUUGAACGUCGUUUAGAGGCUAUGCUAUCGCGAAGAGCUGUCGCUCUUGCUCAUGCAGGUCACACUAGAGUCGACUGCGUUGGAGCAAGCAAAGGUCUCUUCUUCGGUUUGCUUCUUCUGGUUGGUUCCCUGAUAUGCCUGAUACUGUUCUUCGUGCUGAUCCAUCACCCGGAGUUCGGAUUGCUCGCGAUUUAUCUCGCUGAUGUGUCUCACUGCGUCUUAAUGGCGUUAUCUAUCAUCGCCAUAAUUAUCGGCUUCAUUCGCGUGCAGAGUCUCAAGUUCAAAGCCGAGGAGCAAAGCGACCUCAAUGACAUUCUCCUGCGCGUUUCCGCUUUUGGUCUCUUCGUCUACGCCGUCUUUAGUGUGAUCGCUGGUUCCCUGGCGGCCUUCACGCAUGAGCCGAAUCUGCUGGUGAUGGUGACGGGAUUGCUAUCGGUCGCCCAAGUAGUCCUUCAGAUGCUCUUCAUCGCUGAUGUGUCGCGCAGGCGAGUUCACCUGCCGGAACACGAUCGCAGCAAGCCCGGUAGACAGGUGGUUACUUUCCUGCUGAUUUGCAACGUGACUAUGUGGGUGAUCUACACUUUCGAGACCCAGAAGGUUAUCGCUAAUCCGGUGCAGCUUGAUUUCUACGGAUUCCUCGCUUGGGCUAUUGUGCAGAGGGUCACCUUGCCGCUGUGCAUCUUCCACAGGUUCCACAGUGCCGUGACGCUGGCCGAGAUCUGGAAGACUAGCUAUAAGGCGCGUCUGGAGUAGACGAGCGGGGAGUCCCGUCAUAGUCAAUCGUCCGGAGUGAUCGUCGGUUGGAACGAAAGAGCGAGCACAAGCAGGUCAGGAUGCUCCACGACCUCGAUCACAUACAUCGAUUUCAGAUCUCGAAAAAAAAGGUUUUUUUGAGAAGAGAAAGAGAGAGAGAGAGAGAGAGAGAGAGAGAGAGAGAGAGAGAGAGAGAGAAAGAGAGAGAAAAAGAGUGGAAGAUCGAUUGGGAAGGUCGACGGACGGAAAAAUUGCAAAAUGACGGAUCAGCUGGAAUAAACGAACAUAUACAGCGUGUCUGACACGCUUGUUGC